UGUUUAGCAGCAGAGGAAGUGCCUUCUUUCACGCGAUGGCAGACGACACGAAAGACGACAGCGGCGUCGAUCUCAACAGCAGCCUCACAGCCAUGGACUGGCUUGGCCAACUGAACGUGCGCACGCUCGCCAACGGCAAAUCGCAGCCGACACUCAAAGUCGACUCACCGUCCGACGCCAUGCGCACAGUAGGAGCCAUACGCAAGCCCCCAGAGCCAAUAGACCCGCACGCGACGCUCAGUCAGGACGACAUAGCGCGUUAUCGCGACGGCAAGCCUCCGUUCAGCUACGCCAUGCUCAUAACAUACGCAAUCAACAGCAGCGCGGCGAGAAAAAUGACGCUGAGCGAGAUCUACGCCUGGAUAUGCGAUAACUUUCCGUUCUAUCGCGAUGCGGGCAACGGCUGGAAGAACUCGAUUCGUCACAAUCUGUCGUUGAACAAAUGUUUUGUGAAGACGCCGCGUCCGAAGGACGACCCGGGGAAGGGGUCUUACUGGUCGAUUGAGGUUUUACCGGGUGAGGAUCUUUCACCGUCAAGACAGCGUAGGAGGAAGCCAAGCGACCGGCUGUCACCGACACCUUACAGUCCGGGUGUGGCAGGUGGUACAUCCACUCCAUCGGGUUCCCCCGCCCCUGCAUCUCCUACUCUCGCUGCCAUCAACGCUCACUGCUCGCCAAAUGUGUCGCACAAUUUCGUAACAGGGAAUGGGUAUGUUCCGGUCACGAGUAGUCCUCUUGUCGUCGAAAGCAGCCCGACGCUGCAAUCUUCCAUGCAGCAGAAUAGAAAAACUUCGUUCAUGGAGACUGCCGUUUUCGAUGAUUUGAGUGCCUCGUUCAAGGCUCUCUACAAAUCAGUCUUUGAGACUAACCAGGCGGCGAAACCUGAAGGUUCGUUCUCACCACCUGUCGGACCGUUUGGUACCAUUCCAGCUAUGCCACACGACCAAGGUAAAUACGAGUCUCCAUAUCCGUCACCUCCCAUGCAAGCGUCUCCGAAUGCACACGCACAUCACCACCAACACCCACAUCACCCUCAUCACCAUCGGGAGCAGCAGCAAUCAGCAUUUUUACAGCAAGAAAUGCUGAGUUUUUUGGACAGUUUCAGUGGUGCGGCGGAGUCCGGUAACUGGGACGGUGUCGACAUGCUGCAGUUCCAACGAAUGAUGGACAAUUUGAGAGCAGAGGGUGGACAGCUGGGUCUCGACCAAUCGCAAUACAGUGACCUCCAGAUGUCGUUCAACCAGUUCUUUGCACAGCAGGGUCUAUUACAAAGCAGCCAAAACAGCACUGUCUCAAACGGUCUAGCCAGCUCAUCACACAGCCUUCAAGCGACUCCGAGUCCCGCAGCGUCGUAUCUCGGUUACCAGGCGUCACCACAUCAUCAUUCUCCGUCUCCGUCAAGAAGUCCGAUUAUGUCUCGGUCACCUCAGAUCCAACCAAACAUCUCGGGUCACUCGUAUUCCCAGCAAGUGCCUGGUGUUCCUCUCCACCAUCUCAUCUCUCCGAGUGUGAGUAGUAAUAACAGUGUGAGCAGUGACCAACCUCCGCCCAUACGAUUUCACUCAGAGGCUUCCGAUCUUCUCGACGAUGACGACGAAGAGGACACGUUCGACUGGUCAUCGAUCUUGUAGACAUCAAACAAGGCCGUGUAAAUAUGUAGUUAUAUAUUUGUUGAUAUCAACUGGCUAAGGUCUGGAUUCAUUUUUGAAAUGGGUGUGAAAUUUAUUAUUGGCAGCUUCUGCAUAGAUAAGACAUGCUUUGAUUUAGUAGUUGAGGUGAGAGUUUUGCACGAUGGCGGUUGGGUACUAUACCGCGUGAGGCUAUGGUCGGCCUGUUGUUACUAUGUUCGUAAUAAACAUAACUGAUGGUCGUUAAUAGAUCAAGCGUGUACAC
Messenger RNA from Corticium candelabrum, 1893 nucleotides. RefSeq names its product forkhead box protein J3-like. The coding region runs from base 36 to 1631 and encodes 531 amino acids. The record is from RefSeq and is a predicted model, not a curated record. Gene Ontology annotation, molecular function: DNA-binding transcription factor activity, RNA polymerase II-specific; RNA polymerase II cis-regulatory region sequence-specific DNA binding. The transcript has 4 exons. NCBI's taxonomy places the organism in Eukaryota, Metazoa, Porifera, Homoscleromorpha, Homosclerophorida, Plakinidae. Gene Ontology annotation, cellular component: nucleus. Gene Ontology annotation, biological process: regulation of transcription by RNA polymerase II.